Molecule: messenger RNA, 1016 nt
Organism: Haliotis rubra (blacklip abalone)
Lineage: Eukaryota; Metazoa; Mollusca; Gastropoda; Lepetellida; Haliotidae
Exons: 7
Coding region: 296-868 (190 amino acids)
Biological process (GO): maturation of LSU-rRNA; maturation of 5.8S rRNA
Cellular component (GO): Las1 complex; preribosome, large subunit precursor
Molecular function (GO): endonuclease activity
Source: RefSeq, a predicted model, not a curated record
GUGUUGGGAUAUAAUUUAAAGGUGUGACUCUCAACUGCCUGUGUCCGUCAACUGUACAGCUGAUCUGAUCUCAGCACAGAUCGACCAUCGUCUCUACCUUGGGGGAUCGGAACAUCUCACAGAGUACAAGGUCCGACAGGGCUAUGCCCUGGCACUUAUCAGAUGUGUGAACUUCAUCACUGACCACUACCAGCUGGACAGGAACAAUGUGGCCGUCCCAAUUCAUCGCAUCGGGGAGGAGAUUGGCAUCCCGGAGUGGAUAGUGUCCCUGCGCCAUGAAGGAACUCACCGUGCGAUGCCCUCCCUAGAUGUCCUGUCCCGGGGAACAAUGUGGGCUGUUGACUGGCUUAAGCAUAACUUCUGGGAGAGACAACUUGUUCCCUGUAGUACCUCAAGCAGAAACAGGGAGUUCAAAAGUAAGCUGACAAAAUCUCUCAUAAAAUCGGUGUCAAACAGAAUGAAGUCCUACAAGAAGAUUCGUUUCCAGACCAAAGAGACGUCCGAGUACCCAGUAAUGAUGGAUGUGAUGAGACAGAAGGGCAGUGAGGAACAGGCCGCACGGCUCAUUAUUGCGUAUCAACAAAUACGCUUCCAGGAGCUGGCUGGGAAGACAUUUGAUGUGAGUGACCUUCAGACAGGUGAUGAAGGUCAGAAGGUAUUGCAAGAGAUGAAGAAACUAUUGUCAGUAGCGACGGAGAGCACCCUCGUCCUGCUGCUGGAGCCUGGAUGUCUGCUGCCCACAGAGGAACAGCUCACACACAUGGGCAUCCGUCAGACUGUAGGUUGUCUACCAGGAGAAAUGCUAUCUAACUUUUGUGAAAAACACGAAAACCUAUUCUUCUGUUUGUCACCAUUAGAAUAUAUAUAAUCCUAUACAUUAUUAACAUGAUCAACAUUUCACAAAUGAUAAAACCAUGGACAGAUGAAUCAGCAUCAAAGUGUACUGUACAACUCUUCGCAUUGUUUGGGUCCGAGAGCAGUGGAACCGCCUCCGUGGUGUAGUGGUUAGAGCGUCU